UCUUUGUUGGCCAUCAACUGUACCUUUAGGGACCACUUAAAUACUGGCAAAAACAGUUCACCAAAUAAAUUUUAGAGCAAUUUUCUGUCACAUUUGCUUUUCUGUAGUCUUUUUGAGAGCUUGAGUUACUGGUACUGUCGCUGAUAUAUUCUUACACUGCAGUUUAAAGCCUACAUGAGAAGUGUUCAGGGGCCUGAAUGCACAUCACCCGAAAAGACUCAUCGUCCUGUAAACAUGCUGCCACCUUUAUUAAAGCUCCACACUGCCACCAACGGCAAAAUAAACCUACUUUCUGCUCAUCAUUGCACUCUACAGCACCAUCUAGUGCCCAGAUUGAUAAAUUAUGUUAUUUUUGGACAUGCCUUCGCAUGAUUUUCUUUGCCCAGACAAUGGUUACUUUACCGUUUUACUUUUCUUUACUUCAGGUUUUUGGCGAGAUCGCUCAAGCAGAAGUGGAACUGGAGUUUUAUUGUUUAACUUCCUUUAUCAUAGUUGGGUUAGGACCCUUAUGUCUGUACAAAUGAAAGCAUUUGCAUUAAGAAUUUUGUUUUGAAGCAAUGUGUUGCUUUCGACAAAACCCUGUCUUCAUAUCCUCUGUUGCACCAAGCACCUAAACGUUAUGGCCUCAGGAUGGCGCAAUUUCCCAGUCUCACUUUUCUGACGCACUUGUGGUUUUUCUCUUUUUAUUUUUUUUUUGUUUGAUUCUUACUCUCUAUGUCAAAAGGUGAAAGGGCCUUUCACGUUAGUUUACGUACAUGUAGACUUCAAGCUGCACAAAAACACCAGGACACCACCUUUGUCUUCUGUGUGCACAAGUGGAACAAAAGUGUAGUUGCCUGUAGAGGCCAGCUGUUUGAUCCGUGUGCUGCUGGGACUACAAGAGAUCCCCAAAGCAGCUGUAGGAGUGUUUUGGGGUUGUUGUUUUUUUUUUAGUCUAAACUGUCAAACAGCUGGACUUCACGUCAUAUUUAAAGUAAGACAAAUUUAGGGUAUCAAACCUCAUUGUAGGGUGAACUUAGAUCCUGAGCACCUGCAUAAAGAUAAAUUUAAGUAUGCCCGUCCCCGAAUCAUCGUCUUUCCACUGAAUGUCUUUAUUUUAAUUUCAGCAAAGUGGGAAAUGCACAAAAUCCCCUUUGAAUAAGCAGCUCUUAAAUACAUUAGCACUGCACAUCCAACUUGUCUUUACUAAAAUUGCAAAUUUCAUUUGCAAGAGUUUCUCCCCCCGUGGAGAAAAAUCUGUUGAGUUUAAAUAACGUUUAUUCAAAUUUUUAAACUUCUGUUUUUGUGUGACCUGGAAAAAAAAAAGUUUCCAAACACACAGCACUUCUUCAUAAUGAUUCUGUUUUUGCAUCCAGUUCUGUAGUAAAGGAAGAUAUCUGUCAGCACGACUGUUUGGCCUGUAAGAAGUAAAUGUGUAAAAUUUAUCAUUUAAUUACUUUAGUAUAAAUGGCCGCUGGGGAGGAUUUUAUGUGUGGGGAAAAGCUGUGAUUGGAUAGGAAUCUUCACCAGGAUGAUUUUUGGCCCCUGGGCCUUAUGUUUGACACCCCUGCAAUACACCAUGCAAGUUAGAUUGGCGUGCCAAGUACACUUUGAUGUUGCAUCUCUGUAAUGGGUAACGUUCCUUCCCCCCCAUUAAAGUCUUCACAACACAAUAAGAUCCUGCAAAUACAAUCCCGUCUCACAGAUGAUAAAAGUGAGAAUCUGUCUGUCGUCUUUGAUAUCAGGCAGGUUUUUUUCAGUGUGGCUCAGUGUUCGGGUUAGUGAGUCUAGAUUUCUGCUGCACAUUCCCACUGUAUCUUAGAGCAUCUAAGUUGACCUGGUUCAGAAUUGCAAAUUAAAUCCAAUCAAACAACCCAUCAGUUUUAACAUCCCUAAUCCAAAAGAUUAUUUUUAACAGCUCCUGAUACACUAAUCCUGUUCUCAGAGGUCGAGGCUCAUUUCAAAUAUUUAAAGCACUGUUUCAGAAUUCAUUUCUGUGUUGCUCAUGUGUUGUAAUCACUUGUUCAUUUUACUGUAACUCUAUAUUUCUACUUUGAUUUACCAAGAUGUGUUUUUUACUUAGUCUUUUUUUGCAAUCAUGUCACUGCUGAGCACCUUUCAAAGAACUAUUUUUUAAAGUUAUUUUAUUAUUUUUUUUCAAAGAACCAUAUGUUCAAAACAUGUUUAUGAUAAAAGCCGAGAGCUUGUGACACUGGAAGUUGACACACACAUGAGAAGUGUGGCAGGAAAUGUGAUCUUAGACACUCGUGUUGACAAAGAAUGUGAUGAGCUGGGAACUUCCUCAGUGUUUCAUCAGAAGUGUAGUAGCGUCGUGUGAUUUGUCAUAUUUUAGAUUUGUACCGACAGAAGCCGACAUGAGGAUUUCAACCUGUUACAUCAAUAAAUUUUGAACAUAUCGACUAAUUAAAAAAAAAUUUGAACACAUACAAAAUCAUUUGUAUAGGAUUCUAAACUGAGUCGGAAAAGGUGGAGCAAUGUUGUAGUGUGUUUUGCUUCAUUUUGUAUUUUACCCCUCGGCCUGAAAGGCUAUUGUCAAGUUUACUGGAAAUCUUUUGAACACAACAGCUCUAGAAGCAGGCCACGUAGGAUUUUCUUAAGCCACACCAUUGGUUUAUUUACAAAGAAGGAUCUCUUAUCAGCCUCACAUGCUGACAGCUUCACUGCAUCUACUGACAAUCUCUUUUGGGAAUCUGGCAACCCUGAUACAACUCAUGUAUAACCUGUAGCUAUACCAGCAUCACUGUGCACUCAGGUGCACGACAUUCAAGGCUUUUCUCCAAUCUGCAUUCACUGAAUUAUCAUCAUGACGGUAACCCUUCUGCUGUCAGAUUGCUGUAACUGUUCGUAUUUUCAGGCCAGGGCACAGGUUGAUGGUUGCGGUAAAAGAUGAUCUGGCAACUCCUAAAGAUCCUACUGUCGACAGGCUGAACGGUACCCCAGGCUUUUUUCCCUUAUUUUCCCAUUUUUUCUGUAUACGGCUUACACGAUCGCGAUGCAUGGAACAAAACAAAACAAACAGUGUUUUUUUAUUUCACAGAUUUCACAGACCACAUCAACUAGUGGUUUCUGUUUCAAUUUUGCCUCCAGUGUGACAGUAAUCCCAUGACACAGUGAUUCACAUCAUGGGCCUGGGUUUGUUUUGGGGGAAGCACUGUGGUUUAGCAACAACAACAAAAAAAGACUAUUAAAAAUACUCUGUAAUGAUGUAUUAAAAAGAAAAAACAACAACACAUGAAGCUGUAAAAAGAAAUAAAUGACAGUGACGUUGUGCUAUAUGCUUGCAGCUAUGUGUAAAUGUAAAUGGGACUGGAAACAGACUUCCUUCAUGUUUGGAUUCUUGAGCAAAUCAAAGUCUGUGUGUGUGACGCAAACAGGAAAAUGGACCUGGUGGGAGGGGUCUAGAGGGAUACAUCAUUUAGGAGACAAAUGCCUUCGUGUGACACAUUCAGUGCGUCCCGCUGAGAAGACAUCACAAUGACUGAACCAAACGCAUCAUUGUCCUGGGAGGAUUUUGGUGCCAUUUACGAUGCUCUGAACUUUAGCUAUAAUUACACAGACUUUUUACUUGACCCCGCUACCCAGCCCUGUAGCUUUCACACCAUCUCAGACACUGUGAUGAUCGUUGUCAGUGUCUUUUAUGUCCUCAUCUUUGUGAUGGCACUUCCCGGUAACGUGGUGGUGGGGCUGGUGAUCAGCUUAAGCAAGCAACCUUUGACCCCUUCUGACCUCUACCUCCUCCACCUGGCGAUCGCAGACCUCUUGCUCGCCAUCACCCUCCCGUUCUGGGCCACCUCGGUUACUCGGGGCUGGGUAUUUGGAGAAGCCAUGUGCAAAAUAGUCACUGUCCUCCAAGAGGUGAGCUUCUACUCAACCAUUCUCUUCUUGACUUGCAUCAGUGUGGACCGGUACACUGUGAUUGUGCGCGCCAUGGAGGUUCGUAGGACUAAUCGACAGCUGGUCAGCUGGGGAGUUUGUGCCGCCGUCUGGAUUGUCGGAGCGCUUCUGUCCCUCCCGGGCUUGUUCAGCUCCACUUUCACCUCUUACAACUCUAGUCACGUACUGUGCACUGAAAAAUACGAUCCCAGCACUGCUGAUGAGUGGCGACUGGCCACCAGAAUUCUCCGCCACACUUUGGGUUUUUUCAUCCCCCUGGCCAUCAUGCUGCCUUGCUACGGAAUCACCAUCCAUCGCCUCCUUCACAUCCGUGGGGGGUUUCAACGCCAGCGAGCCAUGAAAGUUAUCAUAUUCGUGGUCCUCGCUUUCCUGCUUUGUUGGACGCCGUACCACCUAGUAGUGAUAGUGGACACAUUUUUCAGGGCAAAGAUAGUAGAGUAUCAGUGCCCAGCGAGGACAGCAGUGGAUCAGGCCAUGUUUGUCACCCAGAGUCUGGCCCUGCUUCACAGCUGUUUAAACCCAGUGCUGUACGCUUUCCUGGGAGAGAAAUUUAGAAGGAGGCUACGGCAGUUAAUGGCAAAGAUGGGAAUCAUUGAAAGAUCGUCAACAUCAAGAAGCAGCAGAUUUUCGCUGUCAUCGGAGCUCACGCCUACAAUCAUGUGAGAACAUCAGAGACACUUGAAACUACUCAGAUCAGCUGAUCAGAGAGAUUUAAUGUGGGGAUUAAAGUGUGGAAACCUGCUAGUUUUGAUAAUCCUCAUAUUUGUACUGCAGCUAAUAUUUGUCAAAGAAAGACUUCAAAAUAUUUUUAAAUAAUUUGUGUAAUAAUAUUAUUAGUGUACAUACUUUUUAAGACUUUAGAUUCUAUUUUAUUAUUAUUUAACUUUGAUUUGCUGCACACAUUUUUUUGUUUUUCUUUGAGGUUUGUUAAAUUCGCCCCGUCAUCUUCAAUGACGAUUCUGAAGAAAGAGAAAAUAAAAAAUGUCGCGUUUCAACACGACAUCGCAGCAUUACAACAUUAACACUGAGCCCUUGCCAGUGAACUCUGAGUUGCAACAUUUCGGCGGUAGAUUGUGAAGCAUCAGUUCAUCAAUUACAUAACAUUGAGUUAUUUUUAUAGAAAUGCAUUCACAUUUUUGUAUCUGUAUAUGGUUGCCAUCAACGUCUGUAUAUAUGAGAAAUGAAUAAAACCAUCCACUUUGCUCCUUUGUUUGUGAUUGAUAUGACACCGCAGAGUCAUUGGAGGUUUACGUGUUCAUUGAUCAGCUGAGACACCACAGUCAAAUGAUGGGAAACCCCCCCCCCCUCCACAAGCUUCCCACCAUUGGGUUAAUGGUGUGAACUUUGCUUCUAUAGGGGAGACAAAGCAGAAGUUUUGAUGACUGCAGCCACAGAAAUGCAGCCAUAUUUGAGAUCGGAGGAGCGAUAUCUACUCCCUCUUGAUUACAAAAUGAUCAAAAACAUCUAAUUUACUUGAUAACUGACAAGCAUGUUGGUUCAAUACUGGCACUGGCUGUUGAUUUUGCAGAAAUAGUGCCAGUUUGGAUGAUCCACAGAAACUCUUAUUUUGCCGGGAAGAACUUGCAGGUGUGCAACUAACCAACUGCUACUGCUGAACUUGUGUCUAACUUUAAAUAGUUUUCACAAAUCCAGGAUGCAAAAGUUAUGAAAGUGGAUUUUCAAACUUUUUAAUCUAACAUUUACAGCCCAAAACGUUGCUUUCUUGGGUUUUGUCCUUUUCCUUUUUUCCUACCAGGUGUAAGAGGUUAAUUAAAAGGUUCAUGUUUUUCUCACUGCCCAGGUCUUACAAGCUUUGUCCUUUUUUUACAACAAAACUGCUCCAUGUAUGUCAGGCUUUUUUGUUUUCAUUGCAGCUGAAGUUUGCAGCUUCUUUCAGCAUUCGUGUAUAUUGUAAAUCAGAAUCAGAGACUUUAUUAAUCCCGGAGGAAAACUGAGUUGUCAUAGCAGCAAAUAUAUCUCAAACAUCAGGCACUCGUAUAAAAUGAGUGUAAAACAGAGAUAUUGAUAGAUAAAUAUUAAGAUAAAGAGCUAAAGAUAGAGAUAUAGGUAUAAAUAUAAAUAUACAUAUAAAUAUAAAUGGACAAGUACAUGUGCAAAGCUAGCAUGCUAGCACUAAAUGUGUAGCAAUACUGGGAGACUGCAGGUUUUUUGAGCUGUUUUGGGCACGGUUUGUGAUAAAAGUACAAUUAUAUACACGAUUAUACAACUUAAAUUUGGGUUUGUUGAUGGAAAGCCACUUCCAGAUUCAAUUUUUUUUGUGUCAGUUUUAUAAGGUUUAACUUUAUUUCCUUGUCUAUAGAGUGUUGGACAUCAGAGUCAUAA
Molecule: messenger RNA, 6237 nt
Organism: Haplochromis burtoni (Burton's mouthbrooder)
Lineage: Eukaryota; Metazoa; Chordata; Actinopteri; Cichliformes; Cichlidae
Product: C-X-C chemokine receptor type 2
Exons: 2
Coding region: 3475-4557 (360 amino acids)
Biological process (GO): neutrophil chemotaxis; immune response; G protein-coupled receptor signaling pathway
Cellular component (GO): membrane
Molecular function (GO): C-X-C chemokine receptor activity
Source: RefSeq, a predicted model, not a curated record